Messenger RNA from Pteronotus mesoamericanus, 697 nucleotides. It is a transcript of the gene PAIP2B, whose product is annotated as poly(A) binding protein interacting protein 2B. NCBI's taxonomy places the organism in Eukaryota, Metazoa, Chordata, Mammalia, Chiroptera, Mormoopidae. The record is from RefSeq and is a predicted model, not a curated record. Gene Ontology annotation, cellular component: cytoplasm. The coding region runs from base 235 to 606 and encodes 123 amino acids. Gene Ontology annotation, molecular function: mRNA regulatory element binding translation repressor activity. Gene Ontology annotation, biological process: negative regulation of translational initiation. The transcript has 5 exons.
AGUGAGCUGAAAGAGGCAACCUGGCGAGUGCUUCUCCGCGCUGAGGCUCACGCUUUGGUACUGGAGGCCGAGACUGUUCUGGCGACGACGACCUGUACGGAGACAGCUGAGGCUCUCAAAAGAGCGGCGGGGUAGGGUCUGAAGGAGAGGCUUCAAGUCAGCCCAGGCAGCUGGAAGGUGAACACCAGAGAGGCAGACUACACUGCACAAGGAGCUUUACAAGGUUCUGUCAAAAUGAAUGGAUCCAGUGUGGUGAACACACCACCUAGCGUAAAAUCCAAAGAGGACCAGGGGUUAAAAGGGCACGAUGAGAAGGAAAACCCAUUUGCAGAGUACAUGUGGAUGGAGAAUGAAGAGGAUUUUAACAGACAGGUGGAGGAGGAGCUGCAGGAGCAGGACUUUUUGGAUCGGUGCUUCCAGGAGAUGCUGGAUGAAGAAGACCAAGACUGGUUUAUUCCAUCACGAGACCUGCCUCAGGUCAUGGGACAGUUGCAACAACAGUUAAAUGGACUGUCUCUCAGUGAUGGUCAUGAUUCUGAAGAUAUUUUGAGCAAAAGUAACCUGAACCCAGAUGCCAAGGAAUUUAUUCCAGGAGUGAAGUACUGAGCUGACAGAAAAGCUUUGAGGAGGACUUGUAUGUCCCCACAUCUGGGGACAGUGCUGCAUAAAAAGUCAGAGCUGAAGGGUGGGGGGAGGG